This is a messenger RNA of Gekko japonicus, 546 nucleotides long. RefSeq names its product transmembrane protein 252 (gene TMEM252). The record is from RefSeq and is a predicted model, not a curated record. Bases 1 to 546 code for a protein of 181 amino acids. Lineage: Eukaryota; Metazoa; Chordata; Lepidosauria; Squamata; Gekkonidae. The transcript has 2 exons.
AUGCCAAAGAACCUUUUAUCGUUUCUUCGCUUGUGUGUGCUCCUGCUCGGCUUUGCCGUUAUCUGCUCAGGAGCCUUUUGCAUCUCAACAGGCUCUUCUGCCUGCAAAUGCAAUAAUGUGCCUAUUGCGUAUUUCCUAUUGCCUUUGGGGUUCUUCCUUCUCAUCUCUGGGAUUUUCUGGAGCACUUAUCACGAGGCCAGCAAACACAAGAGCUUAUUCCACAGAAUUAUCCAGCAAAAUCCUAGAUUUCGAAAUAGUCAUAUCAAUACCAUAGACAGGCCUGACUUCUACCCCCCAUCUUAUGAAGAUAGCACUGAUCCUGAAAAGCUGACAUUCCCACUGCCAGACUGCCUACUGGAUGGAGGAAGGAAUUCCUACAACAUACCUCCACCUCUGUACACAGAGAGCAGUCUGGAAUUCAUUGAGGAGGCCAGCUCUCAGGAACAACAACCACCCUCCUAUGAAGUUUCUGUGCAGCAACAGCAAGCUACAGAACAUGACUCAGCACUUCAAGAGACUUGUAAUGCACCUGCGUCACAACCUUGA